Messenger RNA from Hevea brasiliensis (rubber tree), 994 nucleotides. Its product is annotated as putative cytochrome c oxidase subunit 5b-like. Gene Ontology annotation, biological process: mitochondrial electron transport, cytochrome c to oxygen. Gene Ontology annotation, cellular component: mitochondrial envelope. Lineage: Eukaryota; Viridiplantae; Streptophyta; Magnoliopsida; Malpighiales; Euphorbiaceae. The record is from RefSeq and is a predicted model, not a curated record. The transcript has 6 exons. Bases 165 to 662 code for a protein of 165 amino acids.
AAUCCCCAUAUUUGGCUUUUCUCUCCAUUUCCCAUUUUCCCUGAAAUUAUUGUUAAGAGUCUACAGAGAGAAAGCUAAAGAUCAGAUAGAAACCAGAGAUACAUACAGGGUGUGACCUUUAGUCACAAGAGAACACAGAAUCUAAAUCCACCAAAACGACGAAGAUGUGGAGAAGAGCACUUUCUUCACAGCUCAAAACCCUAGCCUCCUCCUAUCGAUCUGCUUCCGCCGUCUCCCGAUUUGCUUCCUCUAAUCGAUUCUUCAUUUCCCCAUCGCCUUCCGCUUCUCUCUCCAAUCGCUACUUCAGUAUCGAUUCAGAUGGUGCUGUGAAAAAGAGGAUUGAGGAUGUAAUGCCUAUUGCUACUGGACAUGAGCGCGAGGAGCUUGAAGCUGAGCUUCAGGGGAAGGAUGUUCUUGAAAUUAACCAUCCUGUUGGUCCUUUUGGCACAAAGGAAGCUCCGGCUGUUGUCAAGUCAUACUAUGACAAGAGAAUUGUUGGUUGCCCUGGAGGUGAAGGAGAGGAUGAGCAUGACGUUGUUUGGUUUUGGCUGGAGAAAGGCAAGCCUCAUGAAUGUCCAGUUUGCUCGCAGUACUUUGUGCUGGAAGUAGUGGGCCCUGGAGGACCUCCUGAUGGGCAUGGAGACGAUGAAGAUCAUCACUAAUUACAGCAUUUUUCAGUUUUCCUCUUGGAAUAAAAUUCAGGAAGAUGAUGAGACAAUUUCCAGGAUACGAUGAAGCAUUGAAGUUCAGAAACUGAAUGUCUUGUUUGUUUGUUUUCAAUUAGUCUUUUAAUCUUUUGUGGCUGUUGCUUUUGCAACUGAUGGGACGGUAUCUUUUUGGUGAUAAUGUAGACAAAGAUUGGUCAUCUGUUGGAAUCAUGGAUCUCGUUAGGUUUCCUUUAAUGCAUUGCCAAAUAAUUGAUGGCUACACUUCUAUUCUUUCAUGAAACUUAAAAGUUAGUGUGAAAGAGUAUCAUACAACUUUUACCUUGGUA